Nezara viridula (southern green stink bug) is the source of this 2006-nucleotide messenger RNA. The record is from the annotation of a GenBank genome assembly. Lineage: Eukaryota; Metazoa; Arthropoda; Insecta; Hemiptera; Pentatomidae.
CAAACAUCAAGCAGUUAUGGCUGUCCGCCGCUAAUUAUUUCGGCAUUUCUUGAAAAGGGCUAAUUAUUUAACACUUUUAAUGCUGUAAAAAAAGAAAGUAAAAUAUGACUUGGGGUUUUGUAACUUGUGGACCUAAUGAAGCUCUAGUAGUUUCAGGUUGCUGUUAUUCUAAGCCUCUAUUAGUUCCUGGUGGAAGAGCAUUUGUGUGGCCAAGUUUUCAAUGUGUUCAAAGGAUUUCUUUAAACACCAUGACUUUACAAGUUGAAAGCCCAACAGUGUACACAAGUCAAGGAGUUCCCAUAUCUGUCACAGGAAUAGCCCAGGUUAAAAUACAGGGUCAAAAUGAAGAAAUGCUGUUGGCUGCUUGUGAGCAGUUUUUAGGAAAAUCAGAUUCAGAAAUACAACAUAUUGCACUUGUUACUCUUGAAGGUCAUCAGAGAGCAAUAAUGGGAAGCAUGACUGUUGAAGAGAUUUACAAAGACCGGAAGAAGUUUAGUAAACAAGUGUUUGAAGUUGCCUCAUCUGAUCUAGUGAACAUGGGAAUAACAGUUGUUUCUUAUACAUUGAAAGACAUAAGAGAUGAAGAGGGUUAUUUGAAAAGUUUGGGUAUGGCUCGUACAGCAGAGGUGAAAAGAGAUGCUAGGAUGGGUGAGGCAGAAGCAAGGGCAGAAGCAACAAUCAAGGAAGCCAUUGCUGAGGAACAAAGGAUGGCUGCAAAGUUCAUCAAUGAUACUGAAAUUGCCAAAGCACAGCGAGAUUUCGAGUUAAAAAAGGCUGCCUAUGAUGUUGAAGUGCAAACUAAGAAAGCUGAAGCUGAAAUGGCUUAUGAACUUCAGGCAGCUAAAACAAGACAGAGGAUAAAAGAGGAACAAAUGCAAAUUAAAGUUGUUGAAAGAAAACAAGAAAUAGCUGUACAGGAGCAAGAAAUGCAAAGAAAAGAAAAAGAAUUAAUAGCAACUAUAAGGCGACCUGCAGAAGCUGAGAAAUACAGAUUGGAAAAACUAGCUGAAGCUAAUAGGAUAAGGUUAAUCAUGGAAGCUGAAGCAGAAGCAGAAGCUAUAAGAUUGAGAGGUGAAGCCGAAGCUGCUACUAUUCAAGCCAAAGCCAAAGCAGAAGCAGAACAAAUGUCAAAGAAAGCCGAAGCUUUUAGAGAAUAUAGGCAAGCUGCCAUUGUCGAUAUGCUUCUUGAUACACUCCCAAAAAUGGCUGCAGAAGUUGCCGCACCUCUGUCACAAGCUAAAAAAAUUACAAUGGUGGCUAGUGGAAAUGGAGAAGUUGGUGCUGCCAAGUUAACAUCAGAGGUUCUGAGUAUUGUCACUAAAGUACCUGAAAUGGUUAAAUCCGUGACCGGUGUUGAUAUUAUGAAAGUCAACCUACAACAUUUUCCUGAAGACCAUUAGAAUUUCAUUUGUACCCAUUUUAACUGAUAUUAUUGCUUAUGAUUAUUUCAAGCCAGGUAUGCUUUGAGCUUGCUUUGUGAAUUGGCUUUUAUUUGAAAAAUUACCUAUUUGCUGUUGAGCUCAUUGAUUAACACUUCUCUCAUUUGUAUUUUAUAAAAUAAUGAUUUUAAGUUACCAAAUAUUACUUUUAUAGAAAUAUAAUUUCAUUUUUUAUUAUAAUUUAAAUAUGUAGAAAUCAAUCCAGAUCUAAUUAAUGGUAUUUUUAGUUUAUAUAAAAUUAUUUUUAUUAUAAUAAAGCAAUAUAUCUUGAUAUUUAGUUAUAUAUUAACCUAGGUUUUUAAGCCAUACAGGGCCAUAUAAUUUAAGUAUUAUAUUAUCAUAAGUUAUGAAGCUUUAUCUUAUUUUUACGUUACAUGAAUAUAAUUCUUGGAAUGAGUAUUGUGAUAUUUCAAAAUUUUCUUUGCUUAAAGAUCUUGAUUCUGAAAUCAGAUUUCCGAAUAAUCACUUAAGAUAGCAACAUGAAGUAAAUUUAUUUUUCUGAAUUUGGAUUGCAAUUGUGAAUAGUUUUGAAUUAAUAUUCACACCAAAUUGAUACUUAGUUUCAUG